GAGGACUGGGUAUUGCUAUUUUGACUCCUCUCCUUGUAAAUUUGGAAAGUUGUAUGUUCCUGGAUUAGAAAGUAGCGAGCUUUUGUUUGGAAAGGCAUUCUACUGAGCCGAAGAACGGUCAUUUUCAAGUUAUUAUGUUUUUCCUUGUGGUCUAUUGAGCAUUUUGGAGAUUUCUAGCUUUUGAUUCCUUGAAGUCUUGAGGCUGUUGUGCUUCUUGUGUUUUGGUGGGUGGAAUAUGUCAAUUACUUGGUGAUUUGAGGCCGCAUUUGGGUUGAGAUGAAUACUGUGGUACUUUGUAAUAACUUUACAUUUGAAGUUAUUGUAUGACAUUUGAGGUGUGCUUUGAGUGAAUUGGUGAUUAUAGCUCAGGAGAGGAUAACAUGAUAAUAUUGUGGAGAUACAGUUUGAGUGGACAUUGAGAUUGGUGGUUGCGUUUGUUGCAUGAUGGGUUGCGUUUGUUGCAAGCCCUCAGCCAUUGACGACAGUAGGGAGAGUCCAAGGGAGCGAUUAUCAAAUAAGGCUUCGUUGGACUCCCGUGGAUCUAGGGCCACUUCGUCAAGGAGAGAGGAUGGAUAUCGAGUGAAGGAUAGAUGCGAUAGUACUGAUGGUCGAACUGCAUCCAUGGAUAAACAAGGAAAUGGCUCUGUGCGUUUACAAGUUGAUCAUUUUGAAAGGAAGAGGGAGAAACCAGAGUAUGUUAUUGCACAGCAUCCAGGAAUUGGUAGCGUUCCAAAAGCCACAGAAGGGGAGCAGGUUGCAGCUGGGUGGCCUUCAUGGUUGGCAGCGGUGGCUGGAGAGGCUAUCAAGGGAUGGUUGCCACGACGAGCAGAUUCUUUUGAGAAGUUGGAUAAAAUUGGUCAGGGAACUUAUAGCAAUGUUUAUAGGGCUCGUGAUCUUGAGCAUAAGAAAAUUGUUGCUUUGAAAAAAGUGAGGUUCGAUAAUCUUGAACCUGAGAGUGUUCGUUUCAUGGCAAGGGAAAUUCACAUUCUUCGUAGGCUUGAUCAUCCAAAUGUUAUAAAACUGGAAGGUCUAGUUACAUCAAGGAUGUCUUGCAGCCUAUACCUUGUUUUUGAGUACAUGGAACAUGACUUGGCUGGGCUUGCUUCACAUCCUGGACUAAAGUUUACUGAAGCGCAGGUCAAAUGUUAUAUGCAGCAACUUCUACGUGGACUUGAUCACUGCCAUAGCUGUGGUGUACUGCACCGUGACAUUAAGGGAUCCAACCUUCUGAUUGACAACAAUGGAAUCUUGAAGAUUGCAGACUUUGGUUUGGCAAGCUUUUAUAAUCCCAAUCAAAUUCAGCCAUUGACUAGUCGAGUUGUCACGCUCUGGUAUCGUCCUCCAGAGCUUUUGCUUGGAGCAACUUACUAUGGCGCUGCAGUUGAUUUAUGGAGUACAGGCUGCAUACUUGCUGAGCUGUAUGCUGGAAAGCCUAUUAUGCCAGGAAGAACUGAGGUGUGCAUACUUAAUUUUCACCAUCUAAUUUGAAUGUGGCAUUUUUAUGCAUUUUCUGUUUCCGUCACUUUUGCCAAAAUGAUUGUUAUGCACUGUUUAUUUGUUUACAAUUUUUAUUGUAAACUGCAUGCGGUA
Molecule: messenger RNA, 1590 nt
Organism: Neltuma alba
Lineage: Eukaryota; Viridiplantae; Streptophyta; Magnoliopsida; Fabales; Fabaceae
Product: probable serine/threonine-protein kinase At1g54610
Exons: 3
Coding region: 442-1488 (348 amino acids)
Biological process (GO): protein phosphorylation; positive regulation of transcription elongation by RNA polymerase II
Cellular component (GO): nucleus; cyclin-dependent protein kinase holoenzyme complex
Molecular function (GO): RNA polymerase II CTD heptapeptide repeat kinase activity; ATP binding
Source: RefSeq, a predicted model, not a curated record